Molecule: messenger RNA, 624 nt
Organism: Neoarthrinium moseri
Lineage: Eukaryota; Fungi; Ascomycota; Sordariomycetes; Amphisphaeriales; Apiosporaceae
Exons: 5
Coding region: 1-624 (207 amino acids)
Biological process (GO): regulation of Ras protein signal transduction; regulation of proteolysis
Molecular function (GO): phospholipid binding; peptidase inhibitor activity
Source: RefSeq, a predicted model, not a curated record
AUGAAGACGCAAAAUAUCCUACCCGCAUUGGCUCUGGCAGGAGGUUCGGUGGCACAGACACCGGCUGGCUUUACGCCGAGUGUGUCUGCACAUUUGGACGUCAUCUUUGGGACUAAGGUAGUCAACCCUCCCGGAACGCCAUUGAGCAAGUCAGAUACUGCGAGGCAGCCAACCAUUGGAACUAGUAAAGCUCUCAACGGAACUUAUGUCUGGAUGAUGAUCGAUCUUGACGCGUCAACAAAUUUCGCAAACCCAAAGGCAGGCCAACAGGCUACAUACCUGCACACUGUUCUUCGUGACUUUAAAUCGUCUGGGAAAACAACAGAUAGUGGCGUAUACACCCUCACCACUACAGCGACGGGGCCCGUAAGCUGGUUUGGAACAACUGCCCGAACUGUCACUGAUCCCGGCUCGAUACAGGGACCAGCUCCUCCAGCUGAGAAUCCGCCUCACCCGCAUCGCUAUACCAACCUCCUUUGGGAACAACCUGCGAAUUGGGCGAUCCCUCAGGCCGCGAGCACAAUGUUGCAGAGCAAGAGAAGUGGAUUCAACGUCACCGACUUUCAGAAGGCUGCUGGCUUAAGUGAUCCGGUUUUUGCGAACUACUUCAACGUCACUGGCUAG